Lolium perenne is the source of this 496-nucleotide messenger RNA. The record is from RefSeq and is a predicted model, not a curated record. Lineage: Eukaryota; Viridiplantae; Streptophyta; Magnoliopsida; Poales; Poaceae.
CUUUAUUCUUCUCGUCAUCAAUUUGGAAAUUGGAGAAGUUGAAGUCUUGGACUCACUAAGCAAAAAAUCGGAUCUAUACGUGUCUUGUUUUUUAAUGCUCAGAAGCGUAUGGCAAACUUUCAUCAAGGAAGAUACGUCCCGUGAAUGGACACCGAAGCUGCGAUGGCGUGCGAAAAAAUGCCCGCAACAACCUCCGGGGACCGAUCUCUGUGGAUUCUUCGUUUGCGAGUGCAUCCGCAGAAUUGUCAGCGAGAGAACGAAUAAUGAAAGAAAUAAAGAGUUGGCAAGAAAGCGGAACAAGCUCUCAAUCGAUGACCGCUUCAUAGCAAUAGGCGAGGAAUUGGCGGGAUUUUUCCUUCGGGACGUCAUACCACCACUCGCAGAGUACCACUAUGAAUGAAGAUGUACAUGUUACAUAUAUAGUUGACUCGAAGAGUACCACUAUGCUACAUGUAAUAGACAUAUAUAGAGUACGCCUCGGAGAGUACCACUAUGC